Molecule: messenger RNA, 2488 nt
Organism: Vitis riparia (riverbank grape)
Lineage: Eukaryota; Viridiplantae; Streptophyta; Magnoliopsida; Vitales; Vitaceae
Product: probable methyltransferase PMT20
Cellular component (GO): trans-Golgi network; endosome; cytoplasm
Molecular function (GO): methyltransferase activity
Source: RefSeq, a predicted model, not a curated record
AAAGGUGUUGAGGAGACAGCAAAGCACAAAACCACGACAACACUCUUAUUUAAGCUUUAGCUUUGUUUGAGGUUCUCUUCACAUAGAUAUCAGUUUUAAUGCUCUAAACACCCUUAAUCUCUUCAGCUGUCGAGAGCUAGAUUGAGGGUGUUCUUGCUGUUGUAGUAGUUGUUGUUCUUCUGGUAGUUGAUAGUUUCUGGGAAAAUGAAGCAUAAAGAUGGAAAACCGGGGUCUCAACCCGAUAAAAGUUCUAGGGUAGUCCCUAUGUCAAUCAUGUUUGUUGUGUUAUGUGGAUUUUCAUUCUAUCUCGGUGGGAUCUUUUGUUCUGAAAAGGAGAGAUUUGUAACUAAGGAAGUCGAAAAAGCUGUUCAGUCUCCCAAGGAAUCGUCAUCUAGUCCUCUCCAAAUUAAAUCAGUUGCUUUCCCAGAAUGCAGUAGGGAAUAUCAAGACUACACUCCAUGUACAGAUCCAAGGAAAUGGAAAAAAUAUGGUCUUCAUCGUCUUACUUUUAUGGAACGCCACUGUCCCCCAGUAUUUGAAAGGAAGGAAUGCUUGAUCCCACCACCAGAUGGAUACAAACCACCAAUUAAAUGGCCUAAAAGCAGGAAUGAAUGUUGGUACAGGAAUGUGCCAUAUGAUUGGAUUAACAAGCAGAAGUCUAAUCAGAACUGGCUGAGGAAAGAAGGCGAGAAGUUUCUCUUCCCUGGUGGGGGCACUAUGUUCCCCAGAGGUGUUGGUGCCUAUGUUGAUUUGAUGCAAGAUUUGAUUCCAGAAAUGCUAGAUGGGACUGUUCGAACUGCCAUUGACACUGGGUGUGGGGUUGCGAGCUGGGGAGGUGAUUUAUUAGAUCGUGGCAUUCUAACAAUGUCUUUGGCUCCAAGAGAUAAUCAUGAGGCUCAAGUCCAAUUUGCAUUGGAACGUGGAAUUCCGGCGAUCCUUGGCAUCAUUUCCACUCAGCGGCUUCCUUUCCCCUCCAACUCAUUUGAUAUGGCUCAUUGCUCAAGAUGCCUUAUCCCAUGGACUGAAUUUGGUGGAAUAUACCUCCUAGAAGUACACCGCAUACUCCGCCCUGGAGGGUUCUGGGUCCUGUCUGGCCCACCUGUAAACUAUGAAAACCGUUGGCGAGGAUGGAACACAACUGUGGAGGAGCAGAAAAGUGACUAUGAAAAGUUGACUGAGUUGCUCACUUCAAUGUGCUUCAAAUUAUAUAACAAAAAGGAUGACAUCGCUGUGUGGCAAAAGUCCUCGGACAAUAACUGCUACCAACAACUUUCUAGCCCUGAUGUGUAUCCACCCAAGUGUGAUGAUGGCACUGAACCAGAUGCAGCAUGGUACACUCCCCUCCGCCCUUGUGUUGUUGUUCCUGAACCGAAGUACAAGAAACUAGGGCUGAAGUCCGUCCCCAAGUGGCCAGAACGGUUGAAUGUUGCACCAGAUCGCAUUUCAGCUAUCCAUGGUGGGAGUGCGAGUACCUUCAAGCAUGAUGACUCUAAGUGGAAGGAACGACUGAAGCACUACAAGAAGUUACUCCCUGCAAUUGGGACCGAUAAGAUCAGAAAUGUAAUGGACAUGAACACAGCUUAUGGAGGUUUUGCUGCCUCUAUGGUUAAUGAUCCGUUGUGGGUCAUGAAUGUGGUCUCUUCCUACGCUGCUAACACACUUCCUGUGGUCUUUGACCGGGGUCUGAUUGGGACCUACCAUGACUGGUGUGAAGCUUUCUCAACAUAUCCUCGAACGUACGAUCUCCUUCACCUUGAUGGUCUCUUUACAGCCGAAAGUCACAGAUGCGAUAUGAAGUAUGUGCUCUUGGAGAUGGAUCGGAUCCUACGUCCCAAUGGGUAUGCUAUAAUCCGAGAAUCCAGCUACUUUGUUGAUGCUGUUGCCACCAUUGCCAAGGGAAUGAGAUGGGGUUGCAGAAAAGAAGAAACCAAGUAUGGCAUCGAGAAGGAGAAGAUAUUGAUUUGCCAGAAGAAGAUCUGGUACUCCUCUAACCAAAAUUCAAGGUGAAAAGAAGGAAUAGAAAACAAUACAAAACAUGGUUAUAGAUCUCUUGAAGAGCUGAGUAUUGAUAAUUCAUGAGGUAGAAUCAGAGAGAGUUUAAACUCGAUACCGCUCACGGAGGGAGUAGUUCAUUCUAAAAGAAGCCAAGAACAGAUUCAUCAAAUUCAUCGAUCCAAAGAAUUAGGACCCAAUAAUCUUAUUUGGUUCAUUUCUACUGCUGUCUAAUAUAUAAAUGUAUUCUUUGUAAGGCAUAUGAAUUGGUACAAUUCAUUGUACCCUUGUACCCCCUUAUACUCUUCCUUUUCUCUCCAUCUUUUUCUCACUAUUUAUUUUUCCUUUUACAUGUUGUAUUGUUAUUACAAAUAUGGUAUAUUGUGGACCUGAAAAUAUGUAAGGGGUUGGAAAGACACCUUCACAGGUUGUGAUUUUUAUGUGUAAUGAAAAAAUGCUGGUGGUUUUAAGAAACUCAUCCACGAGACUUUCACAA